CAUCCUUUUAUCUUCUUUGAAGUUCACCGGCGAUGCCGAUCUGUCGCAGUCACGGUAAUUAAGGUAAUUAAUAGCGCGCGAGUCCAGACGCGCGUCUUAUGGCGGAGACGCUUCGCUGUGUGUCAUUUUGACAGGAUCUUCCCAAGGGCUGCCGAGGAGAUGGUGUCCCUUCUGCGCUCCAUCCAGGACCACGCGGAUGAUGCGAACUGGUGCGGCUUCGCCUCCGCCUACCUGGCGACGUGCUCCGUGGAUAAAAGCCUCCGCAUCUAUUCCUCCACCGGCCGGGGGUACGGGGUGAACUGGUGCUGCUUCUCCUCCUGCGGCCGGUACCUGGCCUCCUGUUCCACCGACGCCACCACGGUGGUCUGGAGCAUGAGCAGCGGCGGGAAAGUGGCCGUCUUUGAGCAGCUGGGCUCGCCUGGAUCCGCCCGCCUUGUCUCCGGGGCGUCUGACGGAAGCAUCGCUUUGUGGGACCUCCAGAGGAGAAGGCUGCGCAGGGUGACUCUUGUCAUGUAUGUCACCACCUAUGGGGACAUGCAAGUGUGGGACCUGGAAGCCAACCAGCUCCAUGCUGCCAAGGAAGCCCAUGACCUAGGAGUGACUCGCUGCCAUUUCGCACCCCAGAUCCACAGCGAUGACCAUUCUGUGCGGUUUCGAUUGGGCUCCUGCGGGCAGGACAGCCUGCUGACGAUAUGGACCUCCCAGCAUGCCGCAGAUUCAUCUCAGGAGUUGCCAGAGACUGCUGUGCAGGUCUGCUUUGUUUUUUCAUGUUCCACGUUUCCGGUCUACAUGCCGCUAGGUGUUUCUCGACCAACCUGUUCGAUGUCUGAAUUGGUGAAGUUGAAUGUGUCUCGACCCAUAAAAGUUUUAGCCGGAACAGUGGAGUUCCAGGAUUUAGGUCGAGGAAGGUGUGCAGUGGGUCGCUCCAGCCUGCCGGCGAGUAGCUGGUCUGAGGAAGACGUGCUGGCUUGGCUGUGUGAGGAAGGCCUGGCAGCACAGGAGAGCUCCUUCAGAGCCAACGACAUUGACGGAGCCGAGCUACUCUGCCCGAACAAGGAGACGCUGACCUCUGACUUCCGCAUCGAGUCCGCUGGCCUGCGCAAUAAAGUCCUUUGGAAGAUUGAGGAGAUGAAAACUACCUCUGAUGACUCCCACGUCCCUGCCGAAUGUCUGUGCCCCGUCACUAGGGAGGUGCUGAGCGACCCUGUCAUUGCGGUUGGUCGGUGUGAAUUCGGCCCCCGGCCACUCUCCCGCUACGGCUAUUCGUACGAGAGGGAAGCCAUCGAAAGCUGGAUUCUAAACCACAAUCGCUCAAGCCCCAUGAGGACCCCACCGCUGCUGACGAUGGCCCUGACUCUCAACCACACCUUGAAGAUGGCCGUCAGCCGCUGGAAAGCUGCCCAAUGAAACGGAGACACUCUGCUUCUGGAGCUCGAUGUGGCGUUAUAUUUAUGCAAGAGUUCUUUUUUAAAUAUUAGAACUUUAUUGUAUUUGUAUUUGUAUAGUAUAGUAUUUGGUUAUUUGUAAAAUAUAGGUAAAUAUUACAUGCUAAAUAUAGGUGCUGUAGUAUUAAACCUAUGAGCCGUUUCCCAGUAUAUAAUGAAGUAAGAUCAAUAGUUUGCCACUAGAUGGCAGUGCGUGCCGCGUAAUGAGGCAUCAUCGUGAGCGCAGCUGUUUUGCGUUGAAGGUCACGAUUUGCUUCCGUAUACGUCUCGUCGCUUUUACUAGGUGCAUUUAUUAGUCCGUCUGCCUUGCUGUUGAUUAAAUUCGAACAGCCCCCGAAUUACAAGGUUUACCAAAAAAAAAAAGUGUUUUCGAGGGGCUGCAUUAGAACAGCAGGGACUUUGCAGUAUAAUUUUAACUGUCAAAAUGGUUGUAUUACGGAUCUAACAUUAAUGUGCCGUGACAGUGGGGGUGUGUUAUCCACCUGUUACAAAGCGACUGAAUGUUUCACACGUGAGGAGAGCAUCUGGCAAUAGUCUAUAAAACUGACAUUUAUUUUUCUGUAACUCGUCAUGUUUUUAUUUAUUAAUUUUUUUUUUGUUUCCCCUCUGGACGAAUCACCAUAAUUCACCGUAAAUCUCAGUAGAAUAAAUGCCACUCAAAGAGAUUCACUACAGCCCAGAGAAUGACGCCGGCUGUCUGGCUGUGAAAUCCACGAGUAGAACACCAGCAGCCCCCCCCCCAUUCAGCUAUCGGUGAGUCAGUUUGGGUGAGGGGCAAAAGGGAGGUUUUGUAGUCCAUCAUCUAACACUCACAAAAAACUACAAUUCCCAAGGCCAGUCUCAGCAGUAGGACUUUAAUUUCUCCAUUGUUAGAAUGGCAGCAUGUGUGUGUGUAUAUAUAGUUUUUCCAUUUGACAGUUUGUGAGAACAGAAAAUACAGCUUCACAAUACUGAACACAUCAAGAGUAUAGCAGAGCUGCUGCAGCUGGCCCCAAACCUUAUUUUAUUCAUUCAUAUAUAAUUCUUUUAUUACAAACUGUACCCCUGCAAUAUGCACUGUCCUCAUCGACGCUCUUUUCUGAUAAUGUCUCCACAGUGCAAAAAUAAAACUAUAGAGUAUAAGUAUUGCUUUUACAAUCGACCAAGCUGUUAAAUAAAUAAACGUAGGUGGCGAUAAGCGGGAAAGAUUCCGGUAAACCUUGUGUCAGUUUUAAUACAGACUCUUGACCUCUGAAUGCGGAAAUAAAAAGCAGCUUAGGUAUAUAUACAUGUAUAUCAAGUUAGUCAGCGGCAGCGGUGACCUUCAUGUAAACAAAGGUCAUAUGUACAUAAGAAAGUUCUAGUGUGUCAUUUCCCCAGCCUAGGGACCAAACUGUGCCCUCCCCAGCACCUCUCCCUAGUUAGGGGUGGCUUUAUGCAGACGACACGGGGUGGGGCCUGUGUUAUUGCGGCGAGAACGACCGGCGUGAGUGGCUGAAAGGUCAGCGUUGAGCGGUUAGCAGCACUGUCUCCGCAUGGCCUGCAGGGGGCCCCGUAGAGCAGCACCUCAAUGCCUUUGACAGUGGCAGAUGGUGAAACAGUGUACACUUGGCAUCUUCUCUCAGGAAAAACGGGAG
Molecule: messenger RNA, 3061 nt
Organism: Brienomyrus brachyistius
Lineage: Eukaryota; Metazoa; Chordata; Actinopteri; Osteoglossiformes; Mormyridae
Product: WD repeat, SAM and U-box domain-containing protein 1-like
Biological process (GO): protein ubiquitination
Molecular function (GO): protein binding; ubiquitin-protein transferase activity
Source: RefSeq, a predicted model, not a curated record